AUGGCAACCACCUUAUCUGGCCCCAACGGCGGCCUGCUGGUCGUGUGUAUACUGCUUUGUCUGCUGAUACCGGCCUUUACUUUCUACGGAAAACCAUCCCUUGACUAUGGCCAAGAAGUUGGCUCGGAACUCGUCGCUGGCCUCAAGUCUUCGUACGGCUCGUGGAGAGAAGGCGAGGCCAAACAAGACCCGACGACAACCCACCACGAAGAGGACCCUGAAUACCUAGCCAUAUGCCUCGCAGUCCGGGACCAGGCUCUUGACCUGCCCGAGUUUCUGCAGCAUCACCACUACAACAUGGGCGUUGGCCGAUUCUAUAUCCUCGAUGACGGCUCAAACCCGCCCCUAAGCGAUGCCGUGGACUCCUUUGGCGUGCCGCCCGAGGUCCUGACCUUUGUCUACUAUGACGAGAGCCAGAGAGUGCCAGAGAUGCAGUACAAAAUGUACGACGACUGCGCGCGCGUACACGCCGUGGCGAGCGGUCGACACCACACAUGGCUGGCCUUUAUCGACGCCGACGAGUUUCUGGACACGCCGGGCGGCGAGUCGCUCGUGGGCGUGCUGCAGAGUUUCGAGGCGACCCGCGACGACGUCGGCGCCCUGGCCGUCAACUGGCAGAUGCACACGUCCAACGGCCUGCUGAGGCGGGCGGCGUCGGUGCGCUGGUCCUACACGCACUGCAUCUACGACGACGCCGGGCACGGCGGCGCGGGCUCGGACAAUCGGCACGUCAAGAGCAUUGUGCGGGUCCGCGACUACGGCGCCGGCGGCCCCAUUACGCCGCACAUGUUUCACCUCGCCCCCGGCAAGGUGACGGUGGGCGAGGACGGGGCGACGGUCGACUCGCCCGCGUUUCGCCAGCCCAUCUCCCGCGACCGUGUCAGCUUGCACCACUACGCCGUCAAGAGCCGCGAGGAGUACGUGGAGAAGAUGAAACGUAGCAAUGCCAUGGGCCAGCCCAAGGACUGGCAGUUUUGGAAUCACGUCGAGCAUGACUUGCCCCAUGUGCUGUGCGACGACAUGGUCAGAUGGUUGGAACGGGAUCCAAGAUGA
Messenger RNA from Pestalotiopsis fici W106-1, 1053 nucleotides. RefSeq lists its product as uncharacterized. The record is from RefSeq and is a predicted model, not a curated record. Lineage: Eukaryota; Fungi; Ascomycota; Sordariomycetes; Amphisphaeriales; Sporocadaceae. The transcript has a single exon. Bases 1 to 1053 code for a protein of 350 amino acids.